Messenger RNA from Cavenderia fasciculata, 1779 nucleotides. RefSeq names its product nicotinate phosphoribosyltransferase-like protein (gene naprt). The record is from RefSeq and is a predicted model, not a curated record. Gene Ontology annotation, molecular function: nicotinate phosphoribosyltransferase activity. The transcript has a single exon. NCBI's taxonomy places the organism in Eukaryota, Evosea, Eumycetozoa, Acytosteliales, Cavenderiaceae. Gene Ontology annotation, biological process: NAD+ biosynthetic process. Bases 1 to 1779 code for a protein of 592 amino acids.
AUGUCACAAUCAACACCAACAAAAAGAAAGAAACCAGAAUCUAAUAAUGCUUCUGCUUCAACAACAAAUGGAGGAUCACAUCAAUUACAUUCAAGAGAAUUAAAGAGAGCAACUACAGUUAGUUAUAUCUAUGAAGAUGAGGAGAAUACAAUGGAAGGAAAGAUCAAACCAUUGAAUGGGUUUGUUACACCACUUUUAACAGACAUGUAUCAGAUUACGAUGGCAUAUAGUUUGUGGAAGAACAAUAGACAUGACAUUCCGACAGUUUUCGAUCUCUACUUUAGAAAGAACCCAUUUGGUGGUGAGUUUACAGUGUUUGCAGGUUUGGAAGAGGUCAUUCGUUUUGUUAGUGACUUUCACUACACCGAGGCCGAGUUGAAUCAUGUGCGCGAAUUGAUUCCAGAUUGCGAUCCUGGCUUUAUCGAGUAUCUUCGUCAACUCGAUUCGUCAGACGUGUCACUAUACGCCAUCAAAGAGGGGUCUGUGGUCUUUCCACGUGUGCCAUUGGUUCGUGUAGAGGGUCCACUCGCCAUUUGUCAGUUGCUCGAAACCACCUUGUUGUGUUUGGUCAACUUUGCCAGUUUGAUCGCCACCAAUGCUGCACGUCACCGUCUCGCUGUUGGAAAGGACAAGAUCAUGCUCGAGUUUGGACUGCGUCGUGCGCAGGGUCCAGACGGUGCCAUGUCGGCAUCGAGAUAUGCGUAUUUGGGAGGUGCAGAUGGUACCAGCAAUGUGUUGGCUCACUGCUUCUUUGGUAUCCCGGUCAAGGGUACACACGCACACAGCUUUGUCACGAGCUACCACAGCACCGAUGAUCUGCCCGACCAGACCAUCAAAGAUGCCAAUGGCAAGUCGCACAACCUACUCGACAUGGCACUCAAGUACUUGAAAGAGCUAGAUAUCAAGACGGUUACGAGCGAGUUGGUUGCGUUUGUAGCGUAUGCACGUACUUUUCCAAAAGGAUUUUUGGCAUUGGUCGACACUUAUGAUACUUUGGGGUCAGGCGUACCCAACUUUAUCAGCGUUGCGUUGGCAUUGAACGAAAUUGGGUAUCAAGCACUCGGCAUCCGUUUGGAUAGUGGUGACUUGUCUUAUUUGUCAAAAGAGUCGCGCAAGAUGUUCCAACAAGUCGGUCAAAGAUACUCUAUCGACUUUUUCGCCAAGAUGCAGAUUGUAGCAAGCAAUGAUCUCAAUGAAAACACCAUUUUGGCACUGAAUCGCCAGGGACACGAGAUUGACGUGUUUGCCAUCGGUACCAACCUCGUCACAUGUCAGGCUCAACCUGCACUCGGAUGUGUCUACAAACUAGUCGAAAUCAACGGAUUGCCACGUAUCAAGUUGUCACAAGAAACCAACAAGGUCACAUUACCCGGAAGAAAAGACGCCUACCGUCUCAUUGGAGAGGCCGGUCACCCACUCAUUGACCUGCUCACCUAUAGCGGUGCCAACUGUGACAAGAAAAAGAUCGCAGACCAAGUGCCCCAACCUGGCCAAAAGAUUCUCUGCCUGCAUCCAUUUGAAGAACAAAAACGUGUCAUUGUGACACCAUCCAAAGUACAAAAGCUACAUCAAUUAGUAUUUGACAAGGGGUCCCUCGUUGACCCUCUUCCAAGACUCGAAGAUAUCCGAUCUUUUUGUCUCGAACAACUCACUCACAUCCGUGAAGACCACCUACGCGCCAGUAAUCCAACUCCCUACAAAGUUUCCCUCACUCAAGAACUUUAUGAUCAACUUCAUGAUGUUUGGAUGUCAAGUCGUUUAGUUAAAGAAAUGAAAUAG